UUGACUGAAUGUUACACUGGGCGAAUUUUUUCUUAUUAAGUAGCCCCUAAAUUUAUUUCUUGUAUGCCUGAUUUAAAACUUUUAAAAACCGGUCUUCAUGUAGGCCUAUUUGCCUCAUACCGGCCUUAUGGCAUUGGUUUGGGUUAAUAAUUUAAUCGUGACGCGUAUUAAAUAUGAAAAUCUAGCAUUGAUGUCUAAAUGCACAGAUUUAACACUAUAAAACAAGCUAGCAUUCAAGCAUAGUUAUGUCAGUGUUAUGGGCAUAUGUACGCAACAAAGUCCUAUCGAUUGAUGAAACAAUCUCAGUAAACUAGACACCUGCCAUUUCCAAGUAUUAUCAACUGGAAUAUUUGCAAGCUGCUCCUUAGACAAAUGCGCUGAUUGCAAAUCUGUUGUCAACGAAAAACACGCAUAUACUUAACAGUAAUGGUUAAAAUACUGCUUUGAAAUGCAGACAUAUGGAACUUAUAAAAUAAAAUGUCACCGAGAUUUUAAUUUCCGAAUCGGUCAUUGUGCCACAGGCUACAAUGCUUCUUAGUUACCUAGCAACACCUGACACUUAUCAAUCUUCCGCAAGCACUAUUUAACGAUCCUGAAUAGGUGUCGCAAGAAUGUGCCCAAGCGGCACUUCUAUUUAUUCAGAGUCCCUUAUAUUCAUUAUCAAGGUCACUUUGCAAAGGUAAGUUCAUGAACUGCAUAAAACCGUAUUGAAGCGUCGAUGUUCUUUUGUUGCGGAUUAAUUUGCUUGAGGGGCUUCGUGACGUCAUUUGGCCUGUAUCAUGACUUGAAGUGAAUGUCAACAGCAAGAGUGAAUAAUCUGCAUGGUGGACAGUGUCACAGCAUGAGUUUGGAAGUAAUUGUUCCGUCUGGGUUGACAGACUUGCUUACGCCGUUCGUAGUGGCUGUCCUGCGAGAUGGACCGGACGAUUUGGUGGAUUUUGCUGCAAAUUACUUCAAUGAACUCCGAGAAAAGAGGCAGGGAACGCUACCAGGAAUGGGAAGGGGAGUUCGUUUUGUCCCUGGUUCCGACGAUGAAGCCAUGCAAACGGACUCUGACGAUGAACCAAUGCCAGGUGAGAGUGAACGCAAAUCUGUUGUCAGCACUCAUUUGUUGUACAAGUGAUAUAAACCGCAAUAAGUCGUUAGGAACACCAGUAAUUAUAUCGCUGUACAAAGGUAAUUGGUUCGAAGUUUUGUUGAAAGGUGUAUAAGUCUCCAAUUUGACAUUUUGCCCCAGGUUACAUCGCCCAGCCAACCAAAGGCUGAUAACUUACUUGAUAAAGAAAAAAAUCCCUUCUCUCAGUGAAAACCAGAUUUCAGCACAGGUGGAGGAGAACAUGUGGUUCAGUACUUUGUGUAAAUAUUGUGCCAGUCUUGUAACAUCCCACAGAAUUUUCUCCUCAAAUAAUUGCAAAC
This is a messenger RNA of Lingula anatina, 1416 nucleotides long. Its product is annotated as cAMP-dependent protein kinase type II regulatory subunit. Lineage: Eukaryota; Metazoa; Brachiopoda; Lingulata; Lingulida; Lingulidae. The record is from RefSeq and is a predicted model, not a curated record. Gene Ontology annotation, molecular function: cAMP binding; cAMP-dependent protein kinase inhibitor activity; protein kinase A catalytic subunit binding. Gene Ontology annotation, cellular component: cAMP-dependent protein kinase complex; cytosol. Gene Ontology annotation, biological process: negative regulation of cAMP-dependent protein kinase activity.